UGUUGUGAUAAACUUAUUAAAUAGACAAAUUGGUUAAAGCGUAUGAUUUUUGCUCUACCAUCUGAUCAAAAUGAGUCUGUCCAGCGCAAGCAGACAUCCUUAUUCUUUUCUCUCCUCGCUGUCCAGUUCACAUGCUGCAGUGGCGCCAAGAAACAAGGCGGGCGUCACUGAUGAGCAAUAUCGGGAAGCCAUAGAGAGUUGUGCUGCUUUCAAUGUUCGCCUCAUGGCAGAUGCUAAAGAAAGAAGUUAUCCCUACCUAGAUAGUCAAACUGGUAUAGCACAUGAGCCAAGAAGAUCUCUAUGGGUUACUAAAAAAGACAGGUUGCCUGGGUUGACAGAAGAUCAAGUGUAUCGCUACCCCGAUAGAAACUGGAAACUAGCCAAGAGAAAAGGUACCGCUUUGAACCGUCCGGCGAAUGUGAGCAUGAAGUCAGGAGAUAAUGUAGAUGAAAAUAUCAGUGCGGCUAGUGUGAUUAAUGCUGAAGGAAAUGGGCAUUCCAGUGAAAUGGGGAUCAUGUAUGAGGAUUCUAUGAACUUCUCCAUGUAUGAAUCAAAUUCCAAUUCAAUUUCGCUGCACGACACCAGCAAGACCAGUGUGGGACACCCUCUCAACUAUGUCGACUACGAGGAGUUUGUCGAGGAGUCGGAUGUGGAGCUGGGCACUGAGUCGGGACCCGACAAGGACGACGCAGACUUUGAGCCCAAGAAGCGCAAAUAUGCCAAAAGGGGUUUGGGAGUUGGCCGUGGAGGUGGGCGUGGCAGGAAAAGAGGCGGCAUGUCAAGUGGAGUUGGUUCACAUCUAUCUGGCUCCUACACUCCCUACAGUGCGUCCGCUUCUCAUCUCAACAGUGCAAUGUACCAUCACCAUCCUCAGCAGCAGCACCAGGGAGCAACCUACUCCCAUUCUCACUAUCAAUACAAUCCAUACCCUGGAGGAAGAGACACGCCAGACGAGGAGAAGUUCUAUCCAUGUGACCAAUGUGAAAAGAAAUACAAAUCAAAAGGCUCCCUGUCCAACCACAAGAAGUCAGCUCACCCCAUUAAUUCCUCAACUUCCUCUCCCUACCAUGCGGCCUCUCCUCUCUCCCUGUCUGGUGGUGUGAGGGAACACCACUCAACCAUCUCGGCAGAGCUGAUGCUCAACACAAACUCUCUCGCGUCCGAACCAGAUUCGGAGUGUUCAAAUCAAACUACCCCAAUGGUCUACCCUUCAUCCAUGCAUGGCAACCACGGAGACAGCAACCAGGAAUACGCUUACGACCACAUGAGUGGAACUCCGUCUUCAAACCCACACUUGAUGUACUUGGCAAACAGCAGACAGAACCCCCCUCCGAAUAGCGGCGAAGGGGGAAGUGGUGGUGGUGGUGGUAAUGCUGCUUCACACGGAGGGGAGAGUGGGGGUGUGUCGGCUGCAGUAGUAGGGAGUGGGGAAGAGGGCAAGUGUGGUUUGUGUCAGGGCACUGAUGAGCAGAAUCUGAAGACUGGUCAGCCUGAAGUUCAGAUUUCGUGUUCGGACUGCCACAGAACAGCCCACCCGACUUGUCUGGCCUUCAGUGAGACGAUGAGAAAGAGAGUGAAGGAGUACAACUGGCAGUGCAUUGAGUGCAAGGCUUGCACCGCCUGCGGAACCUCAGAAAACGACGACCAGCUUCUCUUCUGUGACGACUGCGAUAGGGGCUUCCACAUGUACUGUCUCAACCCACCAAUUGAUGAGCCACCCGAAGGUAGCUGGAGUUGUCAUCUAUGCUUGAAGCACCCAGACCAAGUUUCAACCACGCAAUCAUCGGGUACUGUAACGUCUACGCCUACCAAUAUACCAGCACCUCAAGCACCAGUGGUACCACCCCAAGAGCCAUCCCAGGCACUGCAAGCGAGAAGGUCUCCCCCUCACUAUCCUAUGGCGCAUCAGCUGCCAAUGCACCACCCCUACCAGCCAUCGUCUCAGUACAACCCUACCCACAUGCAAAUUCAGCACCCUGAUGGACAUCAUCUGUACUCUUCGCAGCCGUAGAAUUUUAGCAACUUAAAUAACAUUCGCAAAUUGUUUACGUAGCUUGAAUAACAUUCGUAAAUUGUUUGUCUGUUUACGUAGUUUGACUGUUCUAUUUCAAUAAUAUUUUGAUUUGAUUGUUUUCAAAUUUAUAAAUAUCUAUCAAUA
Molecule: messenger RNA, 2158 nt
Organism: Symsagittifera roscoffensis
Lineage: Eukaryota; Metazoa; Xenacoelomorpha; Acoela; Convolutidae
Product: zinc finger protein ubi-d4-like
Exons: 10
Coding region: 71-2011 (646 amino acids)
Biological process (GO): positive regulation of transcription by RNA polymerase II
Cellular component (GO): MLL3/4 complex
Molecular function (GO): histone H3K4 methyltransferase activity; transcription coactivator activity; histone binding
Source: RefSeq, a predicted model, not a curated record